AUCGACUAGAAUUACAUAGACAUCUCAUAAUCGAUAGCUUCUGGACACGUGCGUGAAAGAUGUCGUCCUCGACAUACAUGACCACCAGGUCGCCAUGGCAGACCACACCGGCAGUGGUACCCAGCGGAGUCGGUUCAAACGUCAACAACCCGAGCUCGACCCUCCCGCACCAUCACCAUCAUCAUCACCACCACCAUCACCACCUUCAUCCUGCUGUAGCAGGUGCUGCUGUUCAGCAUUCGCCCUCACCAGGACCGCACACAGCCAAUCCGUAUGCGGGUUCGACGCCCGCUCACGUACGUGCAGGUAACACGCCGGGUCCUCAAGGUCACUACCAUACUUCAAACGCCCCCCACCAUCAUCAUCAUUAUGCUCCGAUCCCGCCCAACUCGGUCGUCGCCGGUUCCACCGCAUCCAGCUCGGGAGUCCCGGCCCAUUUGGGCAUGGCAGCCAGCUCUUCGUCCGUCGUCGGUCUGGGCCAGCACCCGGGCUCCAGGCGAGACAGGUCGGCCCAGUCUAUCGUCGGUGGACCUCCAUCUCAUCAACAUCACCAUCAACAACUGCAACAGACCAACGACUAUGACGUCUCUCGUUGGCACCCGAGGUCGCAAAAGCAGGUCGAGAUCGAGUCACUCCCUUCGAACGACAUUGCCGCACACUAUGUCGGUGCAAACACUCACAGCCCAUCCGGAGGCAGGCCAUCCUCUCCUCGCCCUGGUGGUCUUCCGCGUCCGACUCGAACUCUCCCCCGCGGCAACCGGGGGAUCAAGCUGGAACCCGAUGGUGUCCUACAGAAACGUGGUCGGAUGUACGCCUGGUCGCCCAUGGUCGUCGAAGACCUGUACGGUAAUCCUUACGGGUACGGAGACGAGCUGAGGAGCAAGGAACGGGAAGAAGAAGUCAAGGCGAAAAAGAGAUUCAAGAUGGCCUUGCACUUUGUACUCCCUGCGGCUGCGAUGGAGGCGGGCCAGCCGCUCAAAGGUGACGAACUCAAACUGGAGGAUGAGGAUUCGCACAAGAAGAAGAAGCGAAAGACCAACGUCCCGCCUCAUCUCCGUAGCCCGUCUCCCGUCCCUAAGCGAGAAGAGAUUAUCGAAUCCCUCUCUCGGCUUGGUACUGGACCCGAAGCGGGAGGACAGGCGAUCAAUCAGGAAGAGACCGUCAUCGGGACGACCUAUCUCGAUCUCGCCACGUCUCCGGCUGUCAGAUAUACGCUUGGAGUGGCUAACAAGGAACGGGCGUUGAUGCGCACCGUGGACGACCUGAUUGAUGGGGAGACCGGGUUGAAGGGCGUCCUUAGUCGGUUACAAUCGGCUCUCGAAGUGGCAGGGAGGGAACCGAGCCGGUUGUUCGAGACGAAGCAGCACAGGGAAAAGCAUGUGAGGACGUCGACGCCGGACAAAGAGGUGCUGGAUGAGAUCAAGGAUGGCGCUCAGGCGGCGAACGACGUGCAAGAAGGCGAGCUUGGUACGAUCGGUGUCGAUUCGGCAACAGGUCAAGAUACCGCCGCUGUAAACGGAGCUGGGGCGGUCGAUGCCUCUACCUCCGCGGCGGUAACUGAUGUCAAGAUGGAAAUCGAGGACGAGGUCAAACCCAAGUCGAACCCCGCCUCACGACAACCCUCCUUGAUCUCGGCCAAGCCCGCUCUCGACUCGUCUUUCCUUUUCGGAUCGGGCGAACCGUUCUUCGUCCCGCCCGGCUCGAUGGUCACGUACGAACCCGUCGACCCAAAGACACAGGACCCGGACGUCCUCGACAUCUACCCCGAGACCGAACUCAGUCCGCUGCAGAAGCUCUUUGUCACCCAGACGGGGCUGACGACGACCAUCGGACCUUCGCCGAACGAUCCUCGGCUUCAUCUACCCUUGACCCAUCCGGGUUAUCCGCAUACUACUUGCGUCCGGCUCACACCGGAAACGCAAAAACAGUCGGUCAUCUGCGCGAUGGACAAGAUCAAGGAGCUCGCUUCGGACUGCCAGGAAUACGUACGUAGGCUCGAGGAAAUCCGGGAGAGGCUUGCCAACGUUGGGCGAGCUCGACGCAAGGUAUGGCAGAUCGUUCGCGAGCGAGCUGUCAUCGCCAACGACGGGGAAGUUGGGGACGGGGAGGCAGACGUUGAGACGAUGCGAUUACGGGCCGAAGCUGAACAUGCCAUCAGCGGGACUCAAGUGGAGACGCGGAGGAGACGAGGAGUGGCGACGGCGGUCGCAUCGGCCGUGGCGAGUUAA
Filobasidium floriforme is the source of this 2228-nucleotide messenger RNA. RefSeq lists its product as uncharacterized. The transcript is spliced from 3 exons. The record is from RefSeq and is a predicted model, not a curated record. Lineage: Eukaryota; Fungi; Basidiomycota; Tremellomycetes; Filobasidiales; Filobasidiaceae. The coding region runs from base 60 to 2228 and encodes 722 amino acids.